AUGGAUACAUGCCUUUCCUCAAACCACUCACCAGAGGCAGUGGAGAAGCCGAAAAUUAAUGCUGAAAAAACAGCCACACAGUUUCUCAUAUUUCCACUUUCCUCCCCUCCUUUCUUUUUUAUUCACAGCUCCCCCUUUUCCAGACAGCCAUUGAAACCCAACUCGAGGUUCUUGAUGGAGACUUCGAAGGUUGUCCGUGAAGUUCAGCAAUUCGUAGCUUUUAAUGUUGACAACUGUUUCAAGAUGGUCGACAAUUUGAGGUCCCAAAAUGGGGUUCUUGAUAAAGUUUUGUCCUUUUGUGCUUGUGUUCAAAAUGGCCGCCAGCUUCCAAGAAUGAAAAGGUGGAAUAUGGCUGUGCCCUCCAAUUCAAAUUUUGCCGCCAUUUUACCUGGAGAUUCUUUGGCUGGAGUGGCCGUGACGAACGGGAUUUCGAAUUUCUUAAACAUCUACAACACUGUGUUAGUCUUGCGGCUCGUCUUGACUUGGUUCCCUAAUGCCCCUCCAGCAAUCGUCAACCCACUUAGCACUAUAUGCGAUCCAUACUUGAACCUAUUCCGAGGAAUUAUCCCACCACAAGGAGGACUGGAUUUUUCGCCGAUAUUAGCAUUUCUUGUUUUAGAUGCAUUUACGAGCUCGGCUGCUGCACUGCCAGCUGAACUUCCACCAGCCGAAGGGUCAAUAGGUAUUGAAAAUCCUAAAAUGUCAUUUCGCAUUACCUCAUCACACAAGAAGUGGAUGAUGAGAAGGUUUUCAGGAAGCAAGUCGACGAGUUCUAAUUGUGAAGUUUAA
Messenger RNA from Striga hermonthica, 789 nucleotides. Lineage: Eukaryota; Viridiplantae; Streptophyta; Magnoliopsida; Lamiales; Orobanchaceae. The record is from the annotation of a GenBank genome assembly.